AUGAUGUCCAAGAAACAGAAGAAGAGGAGAAGCAAUGAAGUACGAGACUGGUCUUCUCUUCCCAAGCUUCCUCUAUCCUUCAUCUCAUCUCAACUCGACCCCAUCUCCCACUUCUUCUUCCGUUCCACUUGCUCUCCAUGGCGCACCUUCUCCCCACGUCCAAAACUCCCCCUCAUCAUCCUCGCCAACCACACCAAUACACAACGCUACACCUCCGUCUCCUUCUUUGACAUCAACUCCAAACUCCUCAUUCACCUCCCCAAAUCCUCCUUCGAGUUUGGCUCUUUCUUCUGCGGCUCCUCCCAUGGCUAUCUUGCCUUUCUUGAUCCUGCCUCCAAGGUUUACCUCAUCAACCCCAUCACCGGAGACCAUAUCAAACUCCCUAAGCACAAUGCACAAUAUCGAAAAGAUAGGCAGUUCAUAGGUCGUCAUUUUCAGAUAAAGCUCGCAGUCUCUGCUGCCCCAACUGAUCCAGGGUGUGUUUUUGCUGUCAUCUCACAGUCUCACAAUCAAGUGGACAUCUGCAUGCUGAGGAGCACUUCAUGGAAAACAUUCUUGUCCGAUGAUUAUGACUUUGAGGACAUUGUCUUCUUCAAGGGAUAUUUCUACUUGUGCUUCUACAGGAAACUUUAUCGUCUUGAUCUUGAAGCUAAUGGUGGGACUGGAAUGAUUAUUAAUAUCCCACUGGCAUUGCCAGAGGGCUUAAGUGAGAUUGAUGAGUCCGAUGAUGACAAUUGUCCAACAAGGGCUUACCUUGUUGAGUUUUCUGGCGAUCUUGUUAUGGUGCUUAUGUAUGAGAGUGGGAAGGAUACUUAUUUUGAGUUCUUGAAGGUGGAAUUUGAGAAGGAGUGUCUUGAAAUAAUACAGCUUGGUGUAGAGGAUUUGAUCUUCUUGGGGAUUAGUUUGGGUAUUGGAACCAAUGCAAAAAGGUGCAGAGGAUGUAGUGAUGAGAGUAUGCUCUUGACUAAGUUGAAGAAAUAUUGUGAAGUGCCUGGUGUGUUUUGUGUUCAGAGUUCACAUAUUAAAGGUUUUCUCAAGCUUUGGCAUGGUAUUGAUCAGUGGGACACUCUUGGUUGGCUCAAUCCCAGUUAUUUUGUGUAG
This is a messenger RNA of Dioscorea cayenensis subsp. rotundata (Guinea yam), 1101 nucleotides long. RefSeq lists its product as uncharacterized. The transcript has a single exon. Lineage: Eukaryota; Viridiplantae; Streptophyta; Magnoliopsida; Dioscoreales; Dioscoreaceae. Bases 1 to 1101 code for a protein of 366 amino acids. The record is from RefSeq and is a predicted model, not a curated record.